Messenger RNA from Camellia sinensis, 2022 nucleotides. Lineage: Eukaryota; Viridiplantae; Streptophyta; Magnoliopsida; Ericales; Theaceae. The record is from RefSeq and is a predicted model, not a curated record.
AUGGCUGAUGAGAUGGUUACAUCAAAACAAUCGUCCCAGGCCAGUACUUUUCGAUCAAUCAACAUCUUGGUUGUAGAUGAUGAUACCACAUGUCUUUCCAUUGUUGCUGCUAUACUUAAAUCAUGGAAUUAUGAAGUUGUGACAGUCAAACAUCCAAUCGAAGCUUUGUGUACCCUAAGAAUUAGGGGUGGCUCCUUUGAUCUUGUAAUAACGGAUGUGCAUAUGCCAGACAUGAAUGGAUUCGAGUUACAAAAGAAAAUUCAUGAAGAGUUCAAGUUACCUGUAGUUUUUAUGUCGGUUGAUGACAAAGACGGUAUCAUAUUAAAGGGGUUACAAAGCGGGGGUGCAUUUUUCAUAGUAAAACCGAUUGCCCCAGAUGAGCUGAAAAAUUUAUGGCAAUAUACAGUUGCAAAGAAGAAAGGCAAAACCAUUAUCGAGGAAAUUGGGAGUAACGAAGAAAUGUCGGUUCAAGAAACAUCCCAAACUGACAAAGGUUCCAAUGAAGAUGUAGAGUCUACAUCGUCUGCAAACAAGUAUAGGAAAAGCACAAAGGAGUCUAAGAGAAAAGCCCUGCCAAAGGACACAAACAAUUUUGACAAGGGAGAAAACAAGGACGAUUGUACUACCCCGAAGAAGGCAAAGGUUGUCUGGACAAAUGCACUCCACGGCCAGUUUUUGGAAGCCAUUAGAAGCAUAGGCCUUGAAAGGGCUGUUCCAAAGAAAAUUCUUGAGCUCAUGAAUGUGCCAGGAAUAACUAGAGAAAAUGUUGCCAGUCAUUUACAGAAGUAUCGAAUUUUCUUGAAGCGAGUUUCUCAAGCAAGCUAUAAAAUUCAAUCUGCCACUGAAAGGAACAUGGUUGAAAGGACCUUUCGAUCAACUUUCGCAUCGGGACGACCUUCUUCCUCAAUGUUCAAUAGAUCGCAGCUGCGAUGUGGAGGGUAUAUCCCAGUUCCCAACCUUGGCAAUAAUAUUUCAUGUUGUUCUACCCAGGAAACUUCAUCUACCAACUUCUCCAUGCCUCGAUUCGGAUGCACCCAAUCACUUCUACUAUGCAAUCAAGGUAAUUUGAAGAAACCAACCAUUGGCAAUGGUAGUGCAAAACGUCCUUAUAAUCAUCAAACCAGUUUGUUGCUCCAUGGAAAUACUUCAGGUGGCACUGGCCUCAUGACUGGUCCAAAUUUGUUCGAAAUGUACCAACAAAAGAAUCAACUAGCACCACAGACACAGAGCUUUAACAAUGGCAUGUUGAACUACAAUUCUACUACAUGUGGAGUUCACGGCUACAAUGAUGUCGGUAUCACAGGCUAUGGAAAAAUGGGGGCUUUCAACAAUUCUAAUAACUUGAACCUUAAACCUAAACCCAAUGGCAAUUCCUACAAAAAUAAUGAUGCUGGAUACCGAAUGGCUGGUGAUGGGAGGUUUGCUGGAUUAGGAUUUAAGGGUGGGGAGGCAUCAACAAAUUAUAACAGUAACAAUUUCUUGAUGAAUGGGAAACAAAAUAAUGAAAGUAUGAUUACUAUGCCGUUGUUGAGUGGCAAUUUUGGUGAUCAUUUGGCACAAGAAGUGAUCACUUCUAAUGGGUUUCAGAGCCAAGGUCAAGUCUCGCCAACAACAUUUAAUCGUGCCAUCCAACAAGAAAACAAUUCAGUGACGCCAAUGCCAUCCACACCUCUAGUGCAACAAAACAGUUUUGGGAAUGGACAGGGAGAAAGUGACCGUUUCUUUGGUCUGUUGGAUAAUGUCUCAGACUUUGAUAGCAACUCUUUCCUACAACCAUUUGGAGAAGAUGAUCUUAGCUUUAAUUUCUUGAACCAAAUCAACAUUCAAUCUCCAACUCAGCAAGAUGGUUCUUUCAGUCAAUAUCAUGUGGAAGCUAACCUACUAGUGAACCAGCAGUCCCUUGGACAGAAACCUGGUGGUGGUGAGAUGGUCUCAAACUUUGACAGUGCCAAGAGUCAAUCAGAUGAAUAUGUUCCAUCAUUUGAGCAGAACCCUAGUCAAGCAAGUUUUGUGUCUAGUUGA